AUGUGGAGCGCGAGGCUCUUGCCGCAGCUGAUGUCCCUGGAGGAUCCUGAGCGCGCGCCGGCGGAGGCGACGCUGGCUCUGGUGCGUAAUGUGAGCGCGCCCGUGGCGGAGGAGGACGGGAGUGCGCACGGAGCACAGGUCACGUGGGUCACGGCGCUGCUCGCGGGGGUCCUCAUCGCCACCAUUGUAGUAGACGUCAUCGGGAACCUGCUCGUGAUCGUGUCCGUGUUCAGGAACCGCAAACUCAGAAAAGCAGGAAAUGCCUUUGUAGUGAGCCUCGCCUUGGCUGACCUGGUGGUGGCGCUGUACCCUUACCCUCUGGUCCUGUCAGCCAUCUUUAACGACGGCUGGAUAGCAGGAUACCUCCACUGUCAGAUCAGCGGCUUCCUGAUGGGACUCAGUGUGAUCGGAUCCAUUUUUAACAUCACCGGAAUCGCUAUCAACCGCUACUGCUACAUCUGCCACAGCCUCAAAUACGACAAACUAUUCUCCAAUUCUAAUACAAUGUGCUAUGUUGUGUUAGUUUGGGUACUAACUAUUCUAGCUAUCGUGCCAAAUUGGUUUGUCGAGUCUUUGCAGUAUGAUCCGAGAGUUUAUUCCUGUACUUUUGCCCAAUCUGUCAGUUCACUCUACACAAUAACUGUAGUUGUCGUCCAUUUCAUUUUACCAAUCGGAAUCGUCACAUACUGCUACCUUCGAAUUUGGAUUUUGGUUAUUCAAGUUCGCAGCAGAGUGAAGCCAGACACGAGAGCGAAAAUCAAACCACACGAUAUCAGAAAUUUCUUGACAAUGUUUGUGGUUUUUGUACUCUUCGCAGUUUGCUGGGCGCCGUUGAACUUUAUUGGGUUAGCAGUAGCGCUGGACUCACGGUUAGGGACGGCCAUACCAGAGUGGUUGUUCACGGCUAGCUACUUUAUGGCGUAUUUUAAUAGCUGUUUGAAUGCAGUAGUUUAUGGAGUUUUAAAUCAUAAUUUCAGGAAGGAGUACAAAAGGAUUGUAAUAAAGAUCUGUACAGGCCGUGUUAAAGCUGCCCUGCCAACGGCAGCUGAGGCUGUACUGCACAAUAUCCGAGUGGGAGAUUCUGUUCUGGUCAAGGAAACCAGACGCAAACACUGGCACUCGCAACGCUGGGUGGGACCUUACGUGGUUCUCCUCAUCACCGACACGGCAGUGAAAGUUGCAGAGCAGGGCACCUGGAUUCAUGCUUCACAUUGUCGGGUUGUCCCUUCUCCACUCGAGGAACCAUCGUGUGACCCUGGCGAGGGCUGCACCACCGCUCCCGAGCAACAAGGGGUAGACUCAAACGCUGCCCUCACCACUGAGACCGGACCAGACCCUUUGGCGGGUCCCAGCGGACGCAAGCCACGAGGGAGACCUCCUGGUUCACGGACACAACUCCGCAUUCCUGAACCUACUGACCGUGUGCUGAGGCCUCGUGGUAAUCGAAACUGA
Molecule: messenger RNA, 1452 nt
Organism: Periophthalmus magnuspinnatus
Lineage: Eukaryota; Metazoa; Chordata; Actinopteri; Gobiiformes; Gobiidae
Product: melatonin receptor type 1A
Exons: 4
Coding region: 1-1452 (483 amino acids)
Biological process (GO): G protein-coupled receptor signaling pathway
Cellular component (GO): membrane
Molecular function (GO): melatonin receptor activity
Source: RefSeq, a predicted model, not a curated record